GAACUCUGAACCAAUCAAAUACUAGUUUGAGCCAUGAGUUUGAGUUUGAGGAAGUUGGUGACGAAAGCAAACCCUAAUUGUAAUGAAAGUGAGGAUGAGGAUGGUAAGGCGAAGAGAGAGACGAGGGUGGCUCUGGGCAACGGAAGCGAGGUGCUGUUGAUUCCAAGGUUCAUAAGCUUCGAUCGGGCUUGGAAUUGGUUCGAUUACCUCAACACACAUGUUCCCUGGACCAGACCCACUAUUCGUGUCUUCGGCCGAUCCUGCCUCCAGCCUAGAGAUACAUGUUAUGUUGCAAGUCCGGGACUACCACAAUUGGUUUACAGUGGAUACCAACCUCAUGCUUAUUCAUGGGAUGAUCUCCCUCCUCUUAAGCAACUCUUGGAAGCGGUCCAUAAAGCACUUCCUGGCAGCAGUUUCAAUAGCUUGCUCUUAAAUAGGUAUAAAGGUGGUAAUGACUAUGUUGCUUGGCAUUCUGAUGAUGAAAAGGUUUAUGGUUCAACUCCUGAAAUUGCGUCCCUAUCCUUUGGAUGCGAAAGGGAAUUCUACUUGAAGAAGAAACCCGGUAAAACAUCUCAAGAAAGAAAAAGUGAUCAAGAAACUACAAGUAAGCGAUUAAAGAGGAAUCAUGAUGAUCAGCACUCUUUCAUGCUUAAGCAUGGAUCGCUCUUGGUGAUGAGAGGUUAUACUCAAAGGGAUUGGAUGCACUCUGUGCCUAAGCGGACAAAAUUAGAGGCCACUCGUGUCAACCUCACCUUCAGGCAUGUGCUCUGAUAUAACGGUUCUAGGUAGGAUCAGAAGAGAAUGGUUGUUCAUCUUGCUCUCUUCUUUCGUGUUCUUCUCUGUGGAUGAGUUUUUGAAGGUAACCUACUCCCCAUUGACAAGAGGAAUGUAUAGGUUUCUCCAUUGCUUGAGGACAUUCUGGAUGGCAAUACAUGUAAUACUUAUUCCUGUAAAACAGGUUUUGGUGGAGAAACCUAGUUUGUUUUCUCUGUUUAUUUCGUUAAAGAGUAGAGACCUCACUGUUGUGCUAAGCUAGUUCAUUGUUGUAUUGAGCC
Messenger RNA from Rosa rugosa (rugosa rose), 1055 nucleotides. Its product is annotated as DNA oxidative demethylase ALKBH2. The transcript has 4 exons. The coding region runs from base 34 to 771 and encodes 245 amino acids. The record is from RefSeq and is a predicted model, not a curated record. NCBI's taxonomy places the organism in Eukaryota, Viridiplantae, Streptophyta, Magnoliopsida, Rosales, Rosaceae. Gene Ontology annotation, biological process: DNA repair.